Molecule: messenger RNA, 2485 nt
Organism: Magnolia sinica
Lineage: Eukaryota; Viridiplantae; Streptophyta; Magnoliopsida; Magnoliales; Magnoliaceae
Product: leucine-rich repeat receptor protein kinase HPCA1-like
Exons: 14
Coding region: 315-2198 (627 amino acids)
Biological process (GO): protein phosphorylation
Molecular function (GO): ATP binding; protein binding; protein kinase activity
Source: RefSeq, a predicted model, not a curated record
CUCUUUGUACUUUACUGCUGGCAUUUGAGAGCUUUUUGCCUGUCUUUGCAGAAAAAAGAAAAUGAAAAGAAAGAAAGACACAUCUCUUGUUUUCUAGUCAUUCAUCAGUUUUUAUUAUUAAGCACUUGACGAUAUUUUGUGGGAACAUUUUCUAACCUGCUCAAGACAUUCUUUGAAGUCAGUCAUCUUUUAAAGGCCCUGGAGCUGAGAGGAUUGUCAACUUGCGGUUUUGAUGCAUUCGAUUUCAUGAAGAUUAGAGGGAAAUUGGGAUUUCUCAGUUUGCCUAUCUAUUGUUAGAGUAAUGCUUGCCGACAAUGCGCUGGCUGUGGUGGCUACGAUUGCCACUGAUUAUUAUAACUUUGCUUUUGGCACCGAAUGCGUUAAGGGCGAUGUCCUUCAGCAAAAAACAGAGAAUUUAUACCGAAGCAUUACUUGCUUUCAAGAGUGCCAUGGGUAAUCCCCAACAGUUAAGUAGUUGGGUUGGGAAAUACCCAUGCUUGAGACCAUGGCUAGGUAUUAGCUGUGCUCAUAAAUUGAAGGAUUCAACCAUCAUUUCUUUGAAACUGACUGGUUUAAAGCUAGAGGGCUUUAUCCCUCCUAGUUUGCAGAAUUUAUCUGGCUUGAUGGCUCUAUGGUUGGAUGACAAUCAUUUGAAAGGACCGAUCCCUGUGGAACUGGGACGUCUAAAAGAGUUGACCUCUCUUCGGCUAGCAGGUAAUUCUUUGAGUGAUAACCUUCCAUCGGCAAUUGCAGUUCUUCCAAACCUGAAAGAACUGACUUUGGCAAACAAUCACCUUAGUGGUUCAUUGCCUCAUGAGGGAGCUCUAUCAAAGAUUCCACAGUUAUCGUUGCAUGGGAAUUAUGGGCUUUGUUCACUGAGCGGGAUGUUCAAUUUGCCAGCUUGUGAUUCAAUGUUUUUGCCUCCAAAUUUGACUUCUUUACAAGCCCUUGAUUCUUUCAACUCAAGAAAAACAAGAGAAGCAGCCACAGUCGGUGGAGAUCCAGGCAUUCCAACUUUGACACCUUCAUCGGCUGCUGAUGCUCCAAAAACAAAAAAGCCAAGAUUAGUUGCCAUUGUUGGUGGUGGUGUUUGUGCUGCAGUGAUUGUAGCAGCAGUUGUUGUGAUUGUUUAUAUCUGCUUAAUGCGUGCGAAAAGAUCUACAAGGAGAGCAUCUGAGACAGGAUCUUCUGAACCGUCAAACCAUGUUGAGUGGGCAAGAGGGGAAGGAUCCCCCCGUGCUGGUACUCUCUCUCCCUAUGAGGCACAGAGCUUAAGGCAAGUAACGUUUGAGGAGCUGGAGCACGCUACAUCCAACUUCAAUCAAAGUAAUGUUAUUGGUGAAGGUGGGUUCGGUUUAGUAUACAAAGGACUACUUCAGGAUGGAUCUAUUGUGGCUAUUAAACGACGCCUACAGGACCCAAGCCAGUAUUUUAUUCAGGAGGUAGCGAAGAUAGGCCAAAUCCGUCACAGGCACAUAGUUAGGCUUAUUGGUUAUUGUCAAGAAUGUCGCAAUCAGUUACUCGUCUACGACUACUUGUCUAAAGGGAAUAUUGGGAAUCAUCUAUAUGAUGCUGAAGGCAUACCUAUUGGAAAGCUAGACAUCCGGCAACGGUUAUCCAUCGCUUUGGGUGCAGCCAAAGGACUGGAUUAUCUGCAUGGGUUGACGCCCCCUGUCCUACACAUGCACUUCAAGACGAGCAAUGUUCUUCUAGAAGAAAACUACACUGCAAAGGUAGCUGAUUUUGGACUGUCCAAAUUACUGAUUGGGGGCUACCGUGCUGGACCAUCAUCGGGCAUUGAUUGCUUUCUUGACCCAGAGUUAAACGCCUCAAAUGGGUUUUCUGAAAGAAGUGAUGUCUAUGCUUUUGGGGUCUUCUUAUUGGAGCUGAUAACUGGGCGUGAAGCCCUUGAUAGGAACAUAUCAGAUUCAGAACCAAAUCUAGUAGAGCGGGCCAAGAGUACCCGUGAUCUUGAUAGUUUCGUGGACAAAACGUUAGGGGAGAAUGGAAUGGAAGCCUUGCGACAGAUGAUGGAGCUGGCAAUGCGGUGCUUGGAAACCAGCAAAAGAAGGCCCACAAUGAAUCAAAUGGUGAGAGAGCUGGAGCUGAUUCAUGAUAGAGAAAUGGGUCAUCAGCAGACAGCCGGCUUUGGUGACGAGAUUGAUGCUGUUGCUCUUGGAAGUGACCUCUUCAAGUGACUCUCUCUCUCCCUCUCUCUCUCUCAUCUUCAAGCAAAUUGCUGUCAUCUUCUCUGUCUCUCUCAUCCUGGGGCUAUUGCUACUUCUGUUGAUGGAAAAAGCAAAUUGCUGUUAUCCUCUCUUUGAGUGUUAGUCAUUCUUUUAUUGGAUUGAUCAAUUGUAAGGACUAUCUGCUGAAGAAAAAAAUAAAUAAAAAUCAAUUAUUAAUUGAAUAGAUUGUGGGAAAAAAGAAAAACAAUAAAUGUAUUUUUGGAGUAAUCUGUGGAAGAACUAGCAAUUUUCCUUCA